CUCGGGCCUCUCUCUCUGCUGGGUAUGAAGGUAUUAGGCUUGGCCUGUCACCUUGAAAGUGUCACCUAACUAUUCCAGGAGGCCGCAGAUCAGAAUUUUGUCCUGUCUCUGCUCCUGAAUUCUUCGCCUCCCCCACCGCCGUGGGCAAAGCUAUCACAGGGCAGGUCUGCGACUUGCAUCCAGUCUCCCGAAAUUUCAGUGCUGGACGUACAAAGACCCACGUCCCGUCUCCUCUCUUCCCAUUUGAGGCAAGUGUGAGGGAGUUACAGCGAUACCUCCAAAUCUCACAGACGGACACCACCAUACGUAAAGAUGCUCUCACUGCGUUCCGGGCACUGGUUCCUGGGAGCUGUACUCAUGGCUUUCAUGGCUGACAUUGCAGCCUGUCCAUCUUACUGCGUCUGUGACAACAUCCAACACGUGGUGACCUGCAUCAAGAAACAGCUCACAGAGGUCCCUGUCACCAUUCCAGAGGGCACCAAGCAGCUUGAUAUCAAGGGGAACAACAUCAACAUCAUUCCAACAGGAGCUUUCCUUCCGAUUCCCUAUCUGACUCACUUAAAUUUACAGAAAUGUAAGAUUCACCAUCUUGCAGAAGGUGCUUUCAGGGGGCUUGGUCAGCUGAUCUCCCUGAAUUUAGGCUUCAAUAGCAUUGAGUUAAUUUACCAGGAGACCUUUGAUGGCCUGAUGUCCCUUCAACAACUCAUCCUUAACAACAACAGGAUUGAGGAAAUCCGGCCUGGAGCUUUUGGCCAGCUGGGUUUCCUAAACUUCUUAAAUCUGGAAGGGAAUGUCCUGGUCUACUUGCCCCCUUUGGUCUUUCAGGGUCUCCAGCAAAUUAAAUACCUUCGCUUGUCCAACAACAUGCUCAACAAUAUUGCAGAUGAGGCCUUUGCUGGGCUGUGGACACUGAAGAGAUUGAGUCUGGAUGACAAUGAGCUUCAGUAUCUGCCAACAGAGGCCUUGUCCAGGCUCAAAAAUGUGGCCAGACUGGAUCUUGGUCGGAACCCUAUGACCCACCUUGGCGAAGAUUCUGUCCAAAUGGGUUCACUGAAGCACCUCAGUUUGGACAACAUGUCCCUUCAGGAGGUAUCUCAUGCAGCUUUUAUUCACAGCCCCGGGCUGGUGGUGAUUGACCUUCGUUACAACCAACUUCAGGUCAUGCAGCCCCUGGAGGGGCUUGAGGCCUUGAGAAUGAUCAACCUGACAGGAAAUCCAAUCCAGUGCAACUGUUUGAUGAUUCCUUUCCGAGAAUGGAUUUCCAACCGCACCAAGCUGAGGGCGGAGGUGUUCUGCAGUGCGCCGGGAGUGUUCCGUGAAGAGCGACUGGAUUCGCUGCGGACAACUGACCUGAAAUGUGUCAGCCGGCCCUCUGACCAUGAGGAUGAAGAGGAGCUCAAUCUCCAGAGCGAGGCGGAGAAAAAUAACCAAGAAAACCACCAGUGCCCAGAGCACUGUGACUGCAAACAUGACUUGCAACAUUCCAGCUGUGAGGGCAAGGGGCUACGCAAAAUCCCGAAGGGUUUUCCUGUAGAUGCCCAUCUUCUCGAUAUGCGCUAUAAUGACUUCUACUUAGUGCCCAGAGGCUCGUUCUCAGAUUUGAAAUCCCUGGUUUCACUUCAUAUGCAGAACUGCAGAAUUCAUGAGAUCCAUGCUGGUGCCUUCCGUGGCUUAAAGAAACUCAUUUACCUUUACCUGUCUGGUAAUGAGAUAUCGAGUCUCCAGCCAACCAUCUUUGAGGGGUUGCCACACCUGACUUACCUAUACUUAGACGACAACAAGUUAACAUCCAUUCCCAAGGGAGCAUUCAAACUGCUGCCCAACCUCUUUGCCCUUCACUUGGAAUACAAUCCCAUUCCCCAACUGACCGAUGAAAACAUGGAAGGAGCUGAGAACCUGCGAUGGCUCUACCUGACGGGCAACAACCUCACCUCCAUUUCUCCCACAGCUUUGCAGCCCAUCAGUGGGCUCCAGAGGCUGUUUCUAGACGAGAACAAACUGACGGCAGUUCCCACCAUUGCUCUCAUGGGAGCGCCAGUUCUGAAUGAAUUGAAACUAAACAACAAUCCAAUUAAACAAAUAGGUGAUUCUGCCUUCCUACCGGUGGCUGGUUCUCUACAACAUUUAUGGCUGAAUGAUAUGGGAUUGGAGACGAUCUUUGACGGGGCCUUUGAUGGACUGCAUUCGGGACUAGAAAGCCUCUACCUAGAGAAUAAUAAGCUGAGCAACAUUCCUGAUCUGAAGAAGUUCAAAAGCCUUCACACCAUCAAUCUAUCGAAUAAUCCUUGGAACUGUGACUGCCCACUCCUCCACCUCCGCAGGUGGAUUGCAAAUGCCAACGUAAAGGUCACAGCUGUCUGUAGCCUCCCAGAAAACGUCACGGGACUGAAUGUGAAAGAUGCCCCUUUUAAACACUGCAAAACCCGCCUUGCUGGGAAAAGGAAAGUUAGCCUGAAAAGUGGACGGGACAAAAGAAAGCCGGGAAAAGCCAAGCAGCAAAACAAAAAACAGAAGAAGGAUAAAGUGCAGUAUACUGUAGCUGACCUGACAAUGUAACCAGUGACAAACUAAACUGAACAAGGGGUGUUGGGGAUAGUCUGGCGGUGAGGGGAGGGUGGGGAUGAUGCUGACUGGCUUUUUAAAAACCAGAUUUGGUCAUUCUCACCCCCUCCAAGUUUUAGAAAUUGCAAUUGCUCGAGAAUAUUUUAUGGGUUUAACUCCAAAUGGGAUGUAUUAUUACUCUGUAAGCAAGAAACGCACACUCAAUACUCUGAUGCCCUCUGUAUAUUAGUGGCUGAAUAUCUGAUGAGUUUGUA
This is a messenger RNA of Rhincodon typus (whale shark), 2816 nucleotides long. RefSeq names its product chondroadherin-like b (gene chadlb). Bases 313 to 2556 code for a protein of 747 amino acids. The record is from RefSeq and is a predicted model, not a curated record. Gene Ontology annotation, cellular component: plasma membrane. NCBI's taxonomy places the organism in Eukaryota, Metazoa, Chordata, Chondrichthyes, Orectolobiformes, Rhincodontidae. Gene Ontology annotation, molecular function: protein binding. The transcript is spliced from 5 exons.